Messenger RNA from Triticum aestivum (bread wheat), 1230 nucleotides. Its product is annotated as extensin. Bases 1 to 831 code for a protein of 276 amino acids. The record is from RefSeq and is a predicted model, not a curated record. NCBI's taxonomy places the organism in Eukaryota, Viridiplantae, Streptophyta, Magnoliopsida, Poales, Poaceae. The transcript has 3 exons.
AUGCGCGUCUAUGAGCCUCAUAUACUCCCCAUAUUUGGUGUCAAUCCCGACAAACCACGACAAAAAGCCCCACCCCCACCUCCCACACAACAUCCCCACUCCGUCCUUCCCCGAUCCAAAUCCCCCACGUGCCGUCCACCUUCUGCCGCGCCACCGCCACCCCGCCUCCGUCCACCUUCUGUCGCGCCAUCGCCGUCUCGCCCUGACCCCGUCCACCUUCUGCCGCGCCGCCGCCGUCUCGCCCCGCCCCCGUCCACCUUCUGCCAUCCCGCGCCACGCACCACGGCCCCCGCCGCCGCCGGUCACCGUCAGGCGCAACCAAACCCAUCCUCUCCACCUCCUAGGAGCUCCCAUGGCCACCCCUUCCCCCUCCAGAGCUCACAUCGCGAGUUGGAUCCAGCGGCCACCACCCCUCAUCUCCCCGUCUGGGCUUCCCUCCACCUCCCACCGCCACCAAAGCGCCAGCCGAUGAUGGAUCUGCUGCCCGACCAUGGAUCCAAGCCGGCAACCGCCCCCUACGCGCCUCCUGGCCAUGGAUCUGUGCUGGCUACCUGCCCGAUCCCGCGACUCCGGUGGCUGCUCAUCCAAAUCGCCAGGGACACCCCCCCUCCUCACGGCUGGCAUACCGAUUCCCGCAUGUGUGCUGCAACGAGGCGGCAUGUGUGCUGCAACGAGGCGGCCGGCGAGCUGCCUCCUCCCGGCCGUGGUCAUGCUCCAUGUUUGGGCCCCUGUCUUCAUGCAGAAUUGAUUUGGGCACAGCGCUGUAGUUCGCUUGGGGUGUCAGUGAUGUGCAGUUCGUCGUCGUGGGCGCGGCGUGGAGCGGGAGCCUAAAAAGCCAUGGCCACCCCUCCUCCCCUCCCACCCCAUCCCCCUACCCCAUCUCACCCACCACCAUGAUGUGCAGGCACCAGGAGGCCACCUACGUUCCUCUCUCGAUCUUCUCUGCAGCUGAGCACAAAAAGCGCCUCCCAGUGAGCACCGGCUCCGGCCUUGGGAUAUCAACCCUCCCUCUAUCAUGAAUCCUCGGUGGGGCAGCAUGGUGAUGCAGUUCGGCAUACACGCACGUGCAGCACGGUUGUGGCGGCGAGGCAGCUCGUGUAGUUCCUUCAGCUAGUAGAGCGUCGGCCUUAGUUUAGAUUUUUUUUCAGGUUUUGCUAAUGCAGUGCGGUGUGAAAUUCAACUGCGUGUAUGCGAGCGUCAACGAGCCUCCAGAAGUAGUUCUUUGCUCAA